CCCCAAGGCCGGGCCGGGCGCCCCCGCUCGGGAUUUGAAAUCUUGGUCUUCCCGAGAGCCUGCGGGCGUCGGCUCCCAGCGCGGGAUUCUGGAGUAAUUGAUAGAAAUAUAACGUGGGAUAGGAUUUAUUCUCUCCAUACUUCUGAACCAAUGAACAGAAAAUGGGAAACAAAACUGAAGCAAAUUGAAGAACGAGCAUCUCAGUAUGGGAGGAAACCAUUGUCCUCAGUGUAUAGGCCAAGAUUGUCCAAGCCAGAAGAACCACCCUCCAUUUGGAAACUAUUUCAUCGACAAACUCAAGCUUUUAAUUUUGUUAAAAGCUGUAAAGAGGAUGUUCAUGUAUUUGCUUUGGAAUGCAAAGUGGGAGAUGGACAGCGUACUUACCUUGUGACAACCUAUGCUGAACUUUGGUUUUACUAUAAAUCCAGAAAAAAUCUCUUACACUGCUAUGAAGUUAUUCCUGAAAAUGCUGUGUGCAAGCUUUAUUUUGAUUUGGAAUUUAACAAACCUGCCAAUCCAUCCUGUAAGGGCACCAGAGUCCUUCAUUCUUUACUUAUUGAAUGUGAAGAUAAGUCCUCUCAGGAUGUAUUAAUAAGUAGCGUGUUCUUGUCCUUAGGUAAUUUUUUGAGAAAGAUUUUGCAGCCUGCUUUUUACUUGCUUGGCGAUGAAGAUGCUGAUAGCGCUCCGGAGACAAGAGGCCACGGAUUUCCCCACUUUUCUGAAGCAUCUACAAAACCAGGAUUUUCUUUUAACGAAAUGUUCACAGAAAAGGCUGUAGAAGAAAGCUGGACAUUGAAUUCAAAGAAACUGGAGAGUCUAGGGUCAGCUGAGCAAGCCAGUCCUGGCCUUUCAUUUCUAGUUGUGAAGAAUAACAUGGGAGAGAAGCAUCUUUUCGUAGAUCUAGGAGUUUAUACAAGAAAUAGAAACUUUCGGCUGUAUAAAUCAUCAAAAAUAGGAAAGUGUGUGGCUUUGGAGGUUGCUGAGGAAAACAGAUUUUUUCCCAUACAGUCGGAAAACGUUUCAGAAGAAUAUCAGUAUUUUCUUUCUUCUUUGGUCAGCAAUGUCAGGUUCUCAGAUACUUUAAGAAUUCUUACAUGCGACCCAUCUCAGAAUAAACAAAAAGGAGUUGGAUAUUUUAACAGUAUCAGCACUUCAGGUAAAUUUUUUGAUGUUUGGUUUUUUUAUUUUUUGAGACAGGCGCAUCUGGAGAGGACAGGGGUGGGCUUGAUAGGACUGGAAGGCCGCGGGGGGAGCAGUGAGGGUGGGAAGCAUGCCUCUCCGUCCUGUUCCCGCUGGCCCUUGCCACCUUAUGGAUUCUACGUUGAAGGCCCUGCUUUAGAGAUUUUCUUUAAAAUGCCCAUAGCACGAGGGGGAAAGAUUCUGGUUGAUCUGAAAAACGAAGUUUGGUAUCAAAAAUGUCAUGACCCCGUAUGUAAAGCAGAAAACUUCAAAUCUGACUGUUUCCCAUUACCUGCUGAAGUAUGUCUCCUGUUUCUUUUCAAAGAGGAAGAAGAGUUUACAACAGAUGAAACUAGGAGCAGUGAAACCCAGAAUCCUCAUAAGCCAUCACCUAGCAAGCUGUCAACAGGUGCAUCUGCUGACACAGACUGGAAUAAUGGCAUUGAUGAUGCUUAUUUUUUAGAAGCUACUGAAGAUGCUGAAUUAGCUGAAGCGGCAGAGAACAGUCUUCUGAGUUACAAUAGUGAAGUGGAUGAAAUUCCUGAUGAACUAAUUAUAGAAGUAUUACAAGAGUAGCUAAUUCACUGUGGACACUUGUCACCAGACUAUAAUUUGCCUGAUGUCUAUCAGAUUUGAUAAAUAUAUUGUUAAACCUGUUUACAUAAAUUAAGUUUUAUCACUGUU
Molecule: messenger RNA, 1863 nt
Organism: Cebus imitator (Panamanian white-faced capuchin)
Lineage: Eukaryota; Metazoa; Chordata; Mammalia; Primates; Cebidae
Gene: PRIMPOL
Product: primase and DNA directed polymerase
Exons: 13
Coding region: 151-1755 (534 amino acids)
Biological process (GO): error-prone translesion synthesis; response to UV; replication fork processing
Cellular component (GO): nucleus; mitochondrial matrix
Molecular function (GO): chromatin binding; DNA-directed DNA polymerase activity
Source: RefSeq, a predicted model, not a curated record